Molecule: messenger RNA, 7005 nt
Organism: Cheilinus undulatus (humphead wrasse)
Lineage: Eukaryota; Metazoa; Chordata; Actinopteri; Labriformes; Labridae
Gene: exoc3l2a
Product: exocyst complex component 3-like 2a
Exons: 13
Coding region: 181-2991 (936 amino acids)
Biological process (GO): exocytosis; exocyst localization
Cellular component (GO): exocyst
Molecular function (GO): SNARE binding
Source: RefSeq, a predicted model, not a curated record
CACAGGCAGCCACAUUGCUCUCUUGAGUCACCGAGUACUUUCAGACACGCUCUCACACUCAUCAGUCACACAAACACAUAUGCAGCCUGGCAGCCCGCUCAGACAGCACACUCCAGGAUGACUUUGUACUGACACACUGCAAGGAGAGCUCAGCAGUUUGUUAAAAAAUCAGUUGCAACCAUGCCCAUUCUGAAGAAGCUCCCGGGACGGUCCAAGAGCUGCCACGAGUUCCCCCGAGUCAACGGCGAGCUGAUCCUGCCCCGGCUGGACCUGGACCUUAGAGAUCUAAAUGACCUGAACGAUCUGAAGGAGCUGAACGAUCUGAAGGACCUGAACAAGAGUCUGAACCCGUUUGAUGAUGUGGAUCUGGAUGAGGACGAGAGGAAUGGAGGCGACAUGGGCCUCAUCAUGGGGGACAUCAGAGGGAACCUCCAGCUCAGGUCAUCCCGUGAUGGGGAGGAGGAGGAGAACGAGGUGAACGCAGAGAGACACGGGGCAGGGAACCCGAAAGGGAAGCCUCUGAGGGGGACUCUGGAGAGGAUCUGUGGAUCAUCACCCCUUAAAACCCUGGGAAAACUGGGGAAGGGGCUUCGCAUAUCAGGACGCAACGUGUGGGGACAUAACUACCCCCACUACAGUCCCGGAGACUCGAACACGCUCCCACCUGAGAGGGAGAAAAAGAAAGGACUCCGCAGGAGCUCCGAAGGGAUUAUGACCCUACUACGGUUCACGGGUCGUCGUAAAGAGGAGCGCAGAGAGAGCCUGCCCUGUGGAAACCUGUGCGCCGACAGUGAGGUGGAGGCGUCCAGGCGGCCCUCCUUCCUCAGGAUCAGCCUGGGCAAGCUGAAGAGGGAGUCCAUGUCAGACAAGGCAUCCUCACAGGAGGCCGAGGAGGAGACGGUGGAGGAGGAGCCGCUGGUGAAAACCAGAGAGCCGCUCUCAGUCCUGGAGAUCCUUCAGCUGGUGAACCACAGGGACCUUCUCCUCGCUGACACCCACAUCCAGGAGCUGGAGCGAGAGUGUGAGCUGCUGUCCCUCCUGCCAGCUUCAUCGACCCCGAGCCUCACUCCUACCAUUCCUCCCAGCCCCCCUCCCAGUCUGAUCCCCUUAUCGACCUUAUCCUUAGACGAAUCCCUCAGCUCCAAUGCAACCCUGGAUUCAAGCAGGCGGAAGGCUAAAGACGUGGAGCUCCUGUAUGAGGCCCUGCAGAGAGAGAUGUGGGAUGUAGUGCGGGAAUCCCUCCGCCAACCGAGCGCUGGUCCCAACCUUGGCCUGGUGGUGCUGGUGAUCCAGCAGGAGGAGCAUGCCGACGCUGCCUGGGCUCUCCGAGAGGAGACCAAACUGGAGCGAGAGGUGCCGCAGAUCCAGUCCAGCCAGCGACCCCGUCGACUGAAGGUGAAGUGGAGGCAGGCUGUGGCGGAGGCUGCAGACUGGAGCUUGCCUCAUCAAGUGGACACCCAGGCGGGACAGCUGGCCUCGUACCUGGAGCGUCUCAGGGGUCGGAUGGUGGAUGACCUGGAUGCAGCCAGGAGGAACGCUGUGUCCAUUUACCCAGAAGAGUUUGCUGCUUUCCAGGUGUAUGUGGAGAGUUACCAUCGAGCUGUUGCCAAACGCCUUCGAACCAUCACCAGUGGACCACUUCAGAUCACAGACGUGUACUCACUGCUGGACUGGUUCUAUAACAUCUACAACAGGGAUGUCCUUGGAACCAUUGGAGCUGCUACACCCAUCAGUUAUUCUUCUCUGGAGCCCAUCCUGCCCCAGCAGACCGUGGACAGGCUGGAGCAGGACUGCAUCAGUAUCGUCAGGGAGAAGGUGACGGUGGAUCUGAUUCAGGUUCUGGAUGAAGAAGAGAGGCGAUGGGCCCAGACUCUGCACAUAGAAGAGUUUCAGUCUCACCUGGCUCGUUCAGUCAUCCAGAGAUUAAAGGUGGACUUGGACAGAUCAACAUCUGUGAACCAGUUCCUUGGGGCCAGAGUGGCCCGCUGCAGUCUGAUUGGACUGUCAGACUUUCUCUACAAUUUCCAGAGGAAAGUGGAGAUGUUUCAUGAGACUCAGGCAGAGUUUGGAGAUCGAGGGGAAGGAUAUGUUUCCAGGACCAUCGCUCUGGUCAACUGUUGCCCUCCUCUCAGAUCCCUGGUGGAGCGCUGCAGGCAGUGUGACCCACAGGGCAGUGAAGAGUCAUCCCAGAGAGCUAACUCGUCUCUGGACCGGAUCAUCAACCAGUCAGUGAGGGUGCUGACUGACAGACUGUUUGACCACAUCAGGCCUUUCUUUGACAAACUGAUCAAGAGAAAAUGGUUGAACAACACAGAGGCAUUUGAGGCCAUUGAAGCCAGCGUCAAACAGCACUUCAAGAAGUUCAGAAGGAUGGACGCUCCACCUUAUCAGACGCUGGUGGGUGAGGUUCACCGGAGGGUCUUGGUGGAGUACGUCCGAGCCAUCAUGCGUGGACGGGUCAUCUGCACAUCCUCCAAGAUGAGGAAAAGGAUGGCGAUCCGCCUGCAAGAUGAGGCCAAACAGCUGAAAGGACUCUUCAAGGAUCUGGAUUCGAGUUCAUCCUGGUUGGACAGCGUCAUCAGCCACCUGGCUGACAUCAUUGUGCUGGAGGACACACCCUCCAUCCAGAUGGAGGUUGCUGUGCUGGUGAAAGAGUUCCCAGAUAUUCGGAAGAAGCACGUCUCCACCCUGCUCAACAUUCGGGGCAUGAUGCGACAGGCAGAGCGCCAAGAGAUCCUCAACAUUGUCAAAGACUUUGAGUGCCGCAGCGCCCUCAUGUCCCGGGACCACGCCCUCUUCUCGGACAUCCCGAUCACCUCGGAGGUUCACUGCAUCAGCCUGGGUCUCCUCCGCCUCGCCAUGACCAUCUCCAACUGGUUCUCAGAGCACCGUCCGAGGAGGAACUUCAGGCCCAGCGCCAGAAAUGCUGCAGCUCAUCCUGCAGAGGGCCAGAACGUGGAGGAGGGGAAUAAACUGCACAGAGAAGACUGAGAGUGAAGAUACUGAUGAAAUGUAAACGCACCUUGACCAAAAACUGAUUGUACCAGAUAUUGUUACCAGCCACUUAAAGGGACUUGACCUCAGGUACUGCACGUACUGUACACGCUCUUUGACUUUCAGAUAGAUCUUCAUCUCCACAUGUUUUAUACAAAUGUGAAGUAGGCUGUAUUUGCAACAGCUCACCAUGAGCUUUAGUGUGUUUAUGUUGAUCUGCAGAGGUAAUUAGAAGUAUUAUGUUGGGUUAAGAUGAAAUUUAAGGCUGUUGCCCAUCACUUUGACUGUGCACCCUGUGCCAUUUUGACAUGAGAGUUUAAAAGCUCAUCUCCUAGAUGUUUUUGUGCAUUAAUUAGAAUUUAACACAAAUUAAAUUCGACUUGAAAUAGUAAAAAUAAGAGUGGAAUAAAGCUUGAGAGUCUUACGUAGCAAUCACAAAAAUCUGACUGCAAGUAGACUCACAUAACUGCAAUAAACCAGCUUAAAGAACACCUCUCCUUUUUCUGAUCCGACUAUUGUUUGGCUUUUUGUGGGCAUGGCUAUCAGACUUUGGGUGGUUUCACAUUAGGGGCACGGGCUUGGGUCCUAGGACACUUUAACUGAAGGUCUGGCGAGCAUAAGCACACCGUUCUUGGGAAGCAUGCAGAGGUUGGCUUUGGCAUGAUGUGCCCUUGGGCAAGGUAUAUGGGAGAUGUGAAUGUAACUGGGCCAAAGUACAGGGUAACCAUCAGCGAAUAGAGUUAUAAAGCAAAUUCUAAACAUCUCUUGACUCAGACAUAGGCCCUUUUCCUCAUCUGAGCUGCAUCAUUGUUGGUGUCUCAAAAAUCCUAAAAAUAUCAUAUCAUAAAUAAGCACAACUUCAGUUGUUGCCAUGGCAUUCUUGGUGGAUUUGAAAACCAGCUGCAGACAUAUCGCCACCUAACACUGAGGACGGAUUAAAUAUGUAAGUGUGCUGGGGCACAGAAAGAUGUAACUAAAGCCUAGUUCAGACCAAAGAAUUGCAAUGCAAUAAAACCGUCAUAGUAGACAGUUGCAGCUGUGUGAACUGAGCCGUCGCAGCUUGAUGAUGUUGCCUACAAUUGAGUUUGUCAAGUUGCCAACAGCUGGUUUGUGGAUGUUAUAAGCAGAUAAAUGUGAAAUGGAUAAAUGCCAAAAAAUAUUGGUUCAAAUCAGAGAAAAUCAUGCCGUAAUUUUUGAAAAUGAAAAUGAAAUGAAACUUUAGCCCAGUAAGCACUCCUGUCUCCUCUAUCAGCUGUGCACAUAAGCAGCAAGCACAGCAUUGUACAAGCUAAUAUAUGGAAAAGUCAACGCUGCAGUGGCUGAAUUUGUCUGAGGCAAGACUGAAGCAAAGCCUUGUUUGCACUGCUUGUUUAAAUGUGCUAAAAAAAUUAACUGCAAUGCUACAAUGGUGAUGAUAAAGGGGAAUGGAUAACCCUCAUGCAGGAAUCAUACAUCCUAAUGUUAGGUAUUAUCCUGAUGAUAAAAGUACAGAAAACAUGAAAUUAAUGGCAUACAUUGGUAAACUACAAAUCUGUGAGAGAGGAGAGAGAGGCAGUGCUGUGAGCUGAGUGCUGUGUGCAUGAACUGCUGUGUCCUUGACAGUUUAAGUGUGGGGACAGAGUGUUGUUGCUACAGAAAUGAUGCAGCAUCUCUCCCAGUUGCAGUGGUGGGAAUUUAUAUGCUUUUGAAUGUUGCAGGGUGGUCGGUUGUAAACAGUUGUAAGUUGAAACUUUUAGCGAAUCUUUGCUCUGAAUGGCAUGCAUUUGGGUAUCCAGAGUCUCUACAAACCUACAAAAUGUCAGAUAAGUAUAUUGUUCAAGAUGCCCUUGUGUCUGAAAACACAAAAUCUGAUUCUCUGUUCAGAAUUUUUGCUCAUUGUGAUGUCACGGUGGGAUUAAUUUUAAUAUCUGCUAGGGAUACAUAAUAUUAUCAGCAAGAUGUCGGUAUCAGCUAACCUUCCAAAGAAAAUGGAUUUGCCCGUUUCUGUGUUUCUCACUGGUGAAUUAAUCUUGCAAAGCUUCCAUUUGAACAGUUUGUGCCCGGUUAGAAAGUGACAGGACCAAUUAGCGUCGAGGGGAAGUAGUUUCCGGCAUGGCAGAGUUGUGACGUAGGCAAGCAGCGACAAGAGGUCGGUGCGAUUAUGGUGGAAGAGAUUAGCGUGGAUGCUGCUAUAGCGUCGGUUUUAUCAGAACUUGACGACAUUUCUUUGUUAAAAGAAGAAAAAAGAACAGCAGUGAGUUGUUGUCUUUGCAGAAACAAUUUUUUUGCCCUUCUCCCGACCGGAUUUGGCAAGAGUGUAAUCAUCACGUGUUUUGCUGCUCUGAUUGGCCCGUGAAGCUGUGACAGACAGAAUGUUCCAGAUGGAUGUCUGAAACAAAUCCAUCUGGCGUGUCAGGUUAGGUGUCAGCAGAUAUUCGCUUAAAAAGUUAAAUAUCAUAUUGCAAACCUCUGUUGAUAUUUACAGUUAAUUGGCCCUACAUGACUGCAAGAUAAAUGAUAUAUUGGCCUUAAAUAUCAGAAAAAUGUACAAGUGUUUUCAUCGAGUAUAACUUGUUACCAAGGGUGCCACACAACCAAGGAGGCCAAUAGUGAGCCCUGGAAAUUUGAAAUGAAGCCCCAAAUGGAAAAAAUUUCUGGACUGUCUGCUUCCCCGCUCCUCUUCAGCUUUGUUGCUGCCUUUAGCACAUACUGACAGCAGCCCGCCAGUGGUCAGCCUUCCUACCAGUCAUGCCCAGGUGCUUGAUACCAGAGCUAAAUCUGGUACUAAGUCAUGGUAGUAUGUUCUGCCAAACCUGGGGACUGCUGAGAGGGACAGAAGAGAUCUAGCUCAUCAUCUUGACGAAAACUAAACGUACUUUUUGUAGGUUUUGAUCAUCACAGAUCUAUGUUUGUUAGUCUUAGUCUAGUUUUUGUCACAGAAAAAAAGGCUGUUGACAAAUAGUUUUAGUCAAUGAAAUUAACACUGGAAUAUGCCCAAUAUGCCAGAUAGCCCAUCCACCCUACCCUGACUGUGCAUCCCAAGAAGCUGCCCCUUACCUGGUUUCCUCACCCAUAAAACUGCACCCAUGGCAAUGGAAGUGUAACGGGCAGGAUGAGAAGGAGCUCAUUUGCAUUUAAAGAGACAGUCACUAAAAAGCAUUAUAAGAAAGGCUAUUUAGAGCUGUUUUUAACCUCCUUUGGUCCUUGAUCUACAUUGUAUUUUAACCCAAGCACAUCACAGACAUUUCAGUGGACCACUGUGUGAAAGGUGGAAUAUGUCCUUUUUAAGAUUUGCUUUUAUUCUGUGUAAUUUCACUAAGAUGUUUGCAGGAAUCCUGUCCUGGUGUUAGCAGAAACAUUAGACCUUGAAUUAUUCCUUUAAACAAAAUGAGCCACAUGUUUCUUUGUUAAAGACUAUCAGAUUACUUGUGAAGCAGUUUUUAGAGGUGGUUUCUAAACUCUCAGGGCAAGAAAAAGCUACAUUCCUUUGGCUUCUCAUGAGGUUGUGUGGCAGAUAACAUGAUAAAAUUUCCACAACCUUAUUCUAAAAUAGAGCCGUCUUCACUGAGCUAACAUGGGAGUAUUGGAGCAGUCCACUGAUUAUAGUCUUGUUGCUUUCCCUUGCUAUGUGUUAUCAACACCACCCUCUGUUUUUAUCAUUUUUCACUUCUAUUUGUGGUCAUUUUGAGAAGUUGGUUUGUAAAGUUAAAAGUCUGUCAUGCUGUCGCUCCUGCCCACUCCAAAAUAGUUAUAUCACUGUCCACUGCAGUACAACCCUCAGCAUCAAACUGUAACUCCUUCACUCUGUUUUUAGUGUUUUAUUUCCUUCAUCUUUGCAGAACCACCUGCUUUCACACAGUUUAAUAUGAAGUUUGCAUUUAAAAGUGUAUUUACUCAAUCAUAUAUACCCAUUCUCUGGUAUAUAGUUCAUGUAUGUGAGAAUAUAAUGUUUGGAAAUGUAAAUGAGUUGAACUUUUACUGUGAAUGAAAUGGAUCUGUUGCUGGAAAUGUAAUAAAAACCCAUUGACUGGG